This is a messenger RNA of Histoplasma capsulatum G186AR, 630 nucleotides long. RefSeq lists its product as uncharacterized. The record is from RefSeq and is a predicted model, not a curated record. The transcript is spliced from 5 exons. NCBI's taxonomy places the organism in Eukaryota, Fungi, Ascomycota, Eurotiomycetes, Onygenales, Ajellomycetaceae. The coding region runs from base 1 to 630 and encodes 209 amino acids.
AUGGCUGCUGUGGGAGGGGUUAUUAGGCGGCGGGAUGGACGAGGAUCAGGGCUUGGGGGAUCAGUUAAAGCUUCUUUAAGGGGGUCAACGGCCAAGAGGCUGGAACACUACAGAGCGCGUGUGUAUGGGCAGGGAAGGCAGAAGAACAAUGGAACAGACGACCAUUGGAGGGGGAUGAAGGAGACGACCAGUCUGACAGGCAUAAAGAUAGUUUGGGACUGGGAAGGAAGGGGCGGCAUUAAUAAUAAUACCACCGCCGGGAGGCUUGUUUACCCACAGGCAGUUGAUGCCUGGCAUUUCGCCUCAGCAAAGACCUCGACUGCGGAUUCCGCUGAUGAUGAUGGUGACGAUGAUGAUGGCGAUGAUGAUGACGAUUGUUUUUUUAACUUCCUCGUCCAAGCCCGCCAUGGUUCGACGGAUUACAUCCCCAUUCAGGAACAGAAAAGUAAACGGCGCUACUGCUCCCCUGUUUCUUCGUCUGAUGCUCACAUUCUGCGUGUUUCUUACCUUCAACACCACGCCAUUGGGGAAGUCGAUGUGAUGCGAAGUUCAACUCCGACUCAGUCAGAAAAGCCUCGGCGUCGUCUCUUGGAGAAACACAAACAUACGCGCCUCGUCUUACCAUCCUAA